AUGCACCAAGGUGCACCACACCAACGACCCGCCACCACCAAAAUACACAAGAUGGAUAUUUCGAUACCGACAUACACAGUCUCGUCUCCGACGAGCUUCACUGUGCAGGUUGAUCUGGAAGGCGGUGGCGACGUGCGGCAUCGGGGCGAAGAGAACAAGUAUACGUUGACUAAGCGGUACUCGGACUUUGUGGCUCUGGUGUCCCAGCUGGAAGACGAGGUGGGACGAACGGUGGAGGUUGCUCUGCCGCCAAAGUCGUGGUUCAAGAGCAAAAACGUCGAGUUUCUGGACGACCGGCGACGUGGUCUCGAGGUCUUUCUGCGUCGACUGGUCAAGAUUCCUCAUUUUUACUCGUCGGCUGCGCUGCUAGAGUUCUUGCAGCUACAAAAGGUGGGGCCUUGCAAGGGGGGAGCUGGGGGCUCUGGGGUGACAGCGCCAGUGUCGUGGGACGACCAGGUUGCUAGCAUUACUCAGAUGCUCAAGACCGCUCGCAGCAAUGUCGUUGCAGGUACUGCAGAGCGGUACGAGAAUCAGAAGCUGGUUCUGACUGCCCAGACUCGGUUUGCGCAGUUGGAAAAAUCGCUGAAUGAGCCUGCGGGCGAGAAGACGUCCGACAACGAGCACCGGCGCCGAAGAACGCUGUUGAUGGACCUCCAGAAGCUGCUGAAACAGGUGGUGGCGCAGUUGAGUGCACAGGCGGGCUCGGAGACAUCUUCGGGUACCUCCACGCCUCUCACGGGGACUGUGCGCAGCAGCCAGCGGGGCUCCGGACGCAAAGGACGAGUUUUGGGUGAAACUGACAAGACCAGACAGCUCAACAACUCGGGCCUGGUGCAGCUGCAAAAGGACUCGUUCCAGGAGCAGGAUGAGAGUCUGAGGCAGAUGCUGGGCACGAUUCAGCGGCAAAAGGAGCUUGGAGAGGCGAUCCGGCAGGAGGUGGAUCUGCAGAAUGAGCAGCUCGACGAGUUGAAUGGAGAGGUGGAGUUGACAGGAGCGAGAUUGAAGAAUGCUCAGAGGCAGGUGGGUAAAUUCACGUGA
Molecule: messenger RNA, 1038 nt
Organism: Yarrowia lipolytica CLIB122
Lineage: Eukaryota; Fungi; Ascomycota; Dipodascomycetes; Dipodascales
Cellular component (GO): endosome
Molecular function (GO): phosphatidylinositol binding
Source: RefSeq, a predicted model, not a curated record